CAUGGCGAAAGUUUGCAUGGUCACUGCUUCGAGUUUGUAAAUACGUACCUGGAGUACCUGUAUUUUAAGGAAGCAGUGACGCAAAGUGGAUCAAGAUCUAGCCAGAAAACAGCAUCUGUCAUUAAAGCCGGUACACUUUACUCAUCUUCCGUAUUGAGCAAGCCUUCUAAACGAAUAGCUGCAAAGAAAACGAGCAUUUUUGAUGCAGUCCCCUCCAAGAAGAAACCUGUGGAGGCUAUGGACAGCGUUUCUGACGAGGCUGACACGACGUCGAUGACGCGGUGCACUUCGACGUUCGGUCACAAGAUUUCGGCUUCUCCAAUUUUCAACAGCCGAUCUUCUGGGAUGGAUGACUCAUCUUCCAUGUCCAGCAGAAACGCCAGACGUGGAAAGAAGACUAGUGUUUUCCACCAAGGCCCUGUCAUUGAGCAACGACCAUGUGCAAAGAUCGUGGAAAGCAUAUCUGAUGAGGAGUUGAAUGAGCCAGUGGAACAACCUGAC
Ostertagia ostertagi is the source of this 501-nucleotide messenger RNA. NCBI's taxonomy places the organism in Eukaryota, Metazoa, Nematoda, Chromadorea, Rhabditida, Trichostrongylidae. The record is from the annotation of a GenBank genome assembly.